Molecule: messenger RNA, 1593 nt
Organism: Plasmopara halstedii
Lineage: Eukaryota; Oomycota; Peronosporomycetes; Peronosporales; Peronosporaceae
Product: threonine synthase
Exons: 1
Coding region: 1-1593 (530 amino acids)
Biological process (GO): L-threonine biosynthetic process
Molecular function (GO): threonine synthase activity
Source: RefSeq, a predicted model, not a curated record
AUGGUGCAAUACCGCAGCACACGAGGCGGCGUUCGGGGUCUCAGCUUUGAGCAGGCUGUGCUUACUGGUCUGGCUUCAGACCGCGGACUCUUAGUGCCCGAAGCCGAUGAAUUUCCGACACUGCCGGCUGAUGCCCUUACGAAAUGGGCGAUGCUGUCGUACCAAGACCUGGCGGUUGAGGUCAUGAGUCUGUUUAUUGAUGAGAGCGAGAUCUCGCGCAUUGAGCUGCGCUUGCUCGUAAACAAAAGUUAUAACUCAAAUACAUUUCGCGCACGAGAUGUGGUGCCGGUGGUCAAAGUGAAUGACCAGAUGCUGGCACUUGAGCUAUUCCACGGUCCAACGUUCGCAUUCAAGGACAUAGCGUUGCAAUUCCUGGGCAAUCUAUUUGAGUUUUUUUUGAAUCGCAAGAACGAGACGUUGCCAGCUGAUGUUCCCAAGCACAAAAUCACGGUUGUCGGUGCAACUUCGGGUGAUACGGGCAGUUCGGCCAUCUACGGCUUACGUGGCAAGGAGAACGUCGAGGUUUUUAUUCUCUUUCCUGAGGGCUGCGUGAGUGCCAUUCAACAGCGUCAAAUGACAACAGUUCUGGAUCAUAAUAUUCACAAUGUGGCGAUCAAGGGAUCUUUUGACGAUUGCCAAGCUAUCGUCAAGGACCUCUUUGCCAACGCUGACUUCAAGGCUAAAUACAACUUAGGAGCCGUCAACUCGAUUAACUUUGCUCGUAUUCUUGCACAAAUCGUAUAUUAUGUCUGGGCCUACUUUCGCGCUCGGGAGCAGGGUGUGAGCGGCGAGGUUGCGUUUUCAGUUCCUACAGGUAACUUUGGUGACAUCCUUGCUGGUUUCUACGCCAAAAAGCUUGGUGUACCCAUUGGUAAACUGAUUGUAGCGACUAACGAAAAUGAUAUUCUCCACCGCUUCUUUUCUACGGGCAAGUACCACCGUCACGAUAUCCAGCAUACGAUUUCGCCGUCUAUGGACAUUUGUGUCUCGAGCAACUUUGAGCGAUACCUCUUCGCUCUUUCUGGUGAAAAUCAUGACAUUUUGCGAGGUUGGAUGCAGUGUUUCGAGCAGACUGGUAAGCUCAUGAUUUCGGGAAGUUUGUUUGCUAAGGCUCAAGACGAGAUGGCGUCGUAUACGAUUCUUCAGAAUGAAGUAUGCUCUACGAUUGCUGAGUACAAAAAAAUUAGCCAGUACUUAUUCGACCCUCACAGUGCAAUUGGUGCAGCGGCUGCCACACGCUAUCAUCGGGAGAAUCUUACUGACAAACCAAAUUCGGCUGUGGUGGUCGUAGGAACGGCUCAUUACGGAAAAUUUUUGCCGGUGGUGUCCAAAGCGCUUAACGUGGCUGAGACGGAGAUUCACCAACACCCAAUUUUAAAACAACUGGAAUCGCUCCCUACUCGACUAUCGGCUGCUACAAACUCAAGUGACGCUGUUGCAAAUUAUAUUCGCAAGACUAUCGCAAUGAAGAAAAAAAGCCAUGGCUGCUUCAACCUGUGGGCGACGGCUCCAACAGAGUGUAAGCUCGCCACAUUUGCCCUAGUUGCAGCGUCCGUUGCUGUUGCGAUUCUCGUGUCUCGGCGCUCAAAAUGA